AUGAAGGAUGCGUUUGCGCAGUCUAUCAUCGACAGUUCGGACGGCGUGUUCAACGAAGUGGUUGAUGUGGAGGCCGUCGUCCGCCGGCGGCGCCUGCAGGCGGAGUAUCCGCCUUCUCCGGCGCUGACGCGGGAGGCAGAUCGUACGCGGCGCUUGCAGACGGAAUAUCCGCCGAGCCCGGCGCCGACGCGGGAGGCAGAUCGUACUCUGGCGCCGACGCGGGCGGCCGCGGGCCUCGCGGACGUCUCUUACACGGGCGUCGCGCGCGUCGACGGCAUCGAGGACGCCGAGGCCGUAUCGACGGAUUUAUUGGAGAAGGCCGCGGCCGCCCUGACGACCGCGGUCGACGACGGGAGCUUUCUGACCAAGCUUCGGACCAACGCCGCGGAACGCUCGCCCGAAGCCGCCGCCGCGUUCAACGCCAUCACCGUCGACGAGACGGCGACGCGAGCUCACAUCGGGCGAGCAAGGCACGUGUUUGUCGUCACGACACCGGAGCCGACAGCGGCGCCGACGCCAAGGCCAUUGUCUCCUCCGACGCCAAAACCGACCCCAGCACCGACGCCGCGGCCGUCCCUCACGAUGUCGCCCGUAUCUUUGGUCUCAGGCGGCGGCUCUGGCUCCGGAUCUGGCGCAGCGGGCCCGGACGCGGCGACGGCGGGCGGCGCGGCCGCCGGCGCGCUCGUGCUGCUCCUGGCCGCCGCCGGAGCCUUCUUCUUCUACCGUCGAAACACUGCUGCUAAGAAGUCGCAGGACGUUGAGGCCAACGCGAACGGGGUAUGCGACGAGGCCGGCGGAUUGGAGGCGCCGCCUCAGACCGCCGUCAUCACCUCCAAGGCUCGACGAGCCGCCGCCGCCGCCCGCGCCGGGGCUGCUUGCCCGGGCCCUGAGUCGCCGCGGGAGCGACGCUGCCGCGGCCGCGCCGCCGCCCGCGCCGGCGGCCGCGCCCACCACUACCGUUCGCGGCAAGAAGCGCGGACCGGUUAAGGGGGCGACAGCAAAGGCGGACAGCAAGAUCCGCAUGGUCUUCGCGCCGAUGCGGACGUGGUACGGAGCACCGGCGCGGCGCGCGCUGCGGGAAAAGUAUGGACAGUUCCCGCCGACUCCGGAGGCGCUCGCGAAUUGGAAGUCGUUCGGCGCUGUGACGACGGCGUUCCUCGACGAUCAGGGCGUCGCGUCGACAGGCGCGCCCGCAGCGUCGGCCGCGGAGCCCCCGGCCGCGGCGCCGCCGGCCGCCGCGCCCGUGACGGCGCCCUCGGCGCCUCCUGCGCCGGAGGCGCGCGGCUGGUUCGGCUGGGGCGCGGGCGGCGACCCCGCUUCUCCGUCGCAGCCGCUCGAAGGUGUCCUCGUCACGCCGCCGACGGCAGUCCCCGGCACGGCAUCGGUCGUCGCGUCGUCGAUGUCGCGCGCGGCCGCACCGCCCCGAAACUUCUGCCCAUCUUGCGGCAACCGGCUCGCGGACGGCGCGAACUUCUGCAUGGCGUGCGGCCGUUCUGUUUCUUCCUGA
Pelagomonas calceolata is the source of this 1507-nucleotide messenger RNA. Lineage: Eukaryota; Pelagophyceae; Pelagomonadales; Pelagomonadaceae. The record is from the annotation of a GenBank genome assembly.